Molecule: messenger RNA, 3096 nt
Organism: Portunus trituberculatus (swimming crab)
Lineage: Eukaryota; Metazoa; Arthropoda; Malacostraca; Decapoda; Portunidae
Product: alpha-ketoglutarate-dependent dioxygenase alkB homolog 4-like
Exons: 5
Coding region: 647-1699 (350 amino acids)
Biological process (GO): oxidative demethylation
Molecular function (GO): oxidoreductase activity; demethylase activity
Source: RefSeq, a predicted model, not a curated record
CUGUGGGUAGCGAGGUCCGUUCGCGACAAUCCAGAAAUUUGUUUACGUUCACCGUCACCCUGUCAGCUGGGAAUUCAAUACAUAAGAAGUGAGGACAACUACCCCGCCUGUGAUCACCUCACAGGCCUCCACCAGGGCUCAUAGGAUCUGUGGGAUCGUCGAAGCCCGAAAACAACAACUACAAUUCAAUACAUUACACAGACCCUGUAAAGUACUAGACUUGCACGCUCUAGUCAGGACUCGGCACCAGUGAUGACCUACAUGCUUCGUAGACAAGCAUCGUAUGUGCAAAAAGAGUAGUGUGUGUGUAAUUCAUCACGGUCACCCAGCCAACAUUCCCCAUUACGUAGCGAGCUCAGAGCUGAUAGACCAAUAUUCUGACAAAAACCAUCAGAUCUCCUGGGUGACUCAAGCUUCCUUCCAGCUUGAUCUUCAAGACACUCCAGCACACCAGUAUUUUCCCUCCAGGGGACUACACAGCUCACCAGAAUCUGGCCAGCUAACCUAACAGCUUCCAGCACCUUUAGGGGACUAGAGGUGGUGGCACUACAGUCUACACAACCCAUUAAGUCUUCACCAAGAUUAAUUUUUAAACAAAGUGAAAAACCCACUGUCACCAAGAUUAUUUACUAUCUUUAUUGAAAGGAUGUUUCAGCCAAGGCCAUGUGGGUGUAAGGGCCAAAGGACAUGUCUGUUGUGUGAGAAGGAGAUGGGAGAGCAAGUGAUGCCAUCCUGGGUCACACAGAGUCAGAAGGAACAUGCUAUUGUUUACUGUCCUGAGUGUGAUCUGGCCUGGCCUGGCUGGGAUACCAACACUUGGAAGUGCCAUCCCAAUCACCAGGGAGAAGGAACAGUAUUUCCAGGAGUGAAAAUAAUUCAGAACUUUAUUUCUGAGGAAGAAGAAAGAACACUCAUGGAUUCCAUUGAUGAGGUGCCUUGGGAUUUGUCUCAGAGUGGCAGAAGGAAACAAAAUUAUGGACCAAAAUGUAACUUCAAGAAGAGACGUGUGAGGUGCAAUACCUUCUCAGGCUACCCAGCCUUCACCAAGUACAUACAGAACCGCUUUGCCUCAGUUGAUAUCCUCCACAGUUUCCAGACAGUGGAGCAGUGUUCCCUUGAGUACUCUCCGGAGAGAGGUGCAUCCAUUGACCCACAUAUUGAUGAUUGCUGGAUAUGGGGUGAAAGAAUACCAACACUUAGUCUGCUACUUGACUCUACUCUCACCUUAAGAAAAUUUAAUGGACCUGAAACAAAAUAUAACCUACUGGACCGCAAAACCUAUCCUUCACAAGUGGGAGAAGAUGGCAGUGUUAAGGGAUAUGACACAUUAAGUAAAGACUAUGCAAAACUUCAAACACAGACUGAUAAUAUGCAAGCAGCUGACAGUGCUGAGGAAAAGUACUCCAGCUUGAUGACACAACCAACAAGGUGCUCAAUGCCAGAUGUGGUGCGUGUACCCAUGCCUCGACGCUCUUUGUUGGUGCUGUAUGGGCCACCUCGAUAUGACUGGGAACAUGGAAUACUGAGAGAGGACAUUCCUUCCAGGAGGGUGUGCAUUACCUACAGAGAAUUAACGCCCACUUAUCUUCCCUGUGGCCCAAAAGCUGAAGUGGGUGAGGCUAUCCUACAGGCUGGGAAAGUGUUCUGGGAUCACCGAAGUUAUUAUUCACUAGAUCAGGAAGGUACUGUUGUAACGUGACCAAAGUGACACUUACAUUGAACCAAGAGGAACUUAUGUACAGUCCUGAUCAGAGUGAAAGGUGCAGGAGGGUUCAUCCCUUCUGCUCUGACCAAAUUUAAAUUACCUACUAUAACUUUUAAGCUUUACAGCAGAAUUUGAAUAUUGACAUCUGGCAACUCUACAGCUCUAGUAGCUAAAGUAAUGCUAUAUUUUGUUUGUUUCUUUCGUCACCCUUAUCUUCUGUGGGUUUUUUUUUUUUUUUUUUUUUUUUUUUUCCUCUAUGUGUUUUUGCAGUUGCACAAGCAUACCAUCCUUUGUUAUCUCCUAUUAUGGGACCCAGAAAAGUUUUUACUAAAUCCCAAAUUUCAGUUAUAUGUGCCUUAGUAAGAGAAAAUAAGUCGAAUAAGGAAACUGCAAACACUAUUUUACCUCUUAAAACUGCACUGUUGGACCAAAACUUUUCGGGUGGGAGAUGAUACUUCAUCAUCUCACAUCUAGCAGGGCAUAAGCACAGUGGGCCACAGGACUCUGAACACUAUUUACAGACAGCUUGAGAUCAGUUCUCACAUAAAGGCCAUUUCACACCGGAGACGAGACACCCAACACACGAGAGUAAGGCUGACUUUGGUUGCUAUGGGUAUGUUCACACUGGGCACGAUGCUAGGUGAGUCAUUCACUGCAGUGGAGGCUGGCUGACUGGACAGUUCCUUCUGCAGUGAAGGAAGACAGUAAUCUAUGGUCCUCUUACAUGGAUGAGGAGGAGUUUUUAAUGUUAUCUUUAGCCUUGAAUAAUAAGUGGAAAAAGAAUUAGGUAUAUGAAGGAAAUAUAAAAUUACUAAAAUGUGGUGAAUAUUAUCAUCUUAUUCAAGAGCUAGAAAUGGAUGAGGAAAAUUUGGACACUAUUUCAGACUGAUUCCACCUUAGUUCUCUGAAGUUCUAUUAUUCAGUGAACAAGAUAUUACGAAGCAAGGCACCAACUACAGGAAAUCCAUCAGUUCAAAGUGAAGGAUAGUCAAGGAGUUGAGUCAGGUCAGUGUCAAAAAAUGGUGUGGGCCUAUAGAGACAAAAGAACAAAGGUGGGAGUCCCAAGGGAGCAUGAGUCAUCAAUGCUAUGGCAAGAAAAAUCACCUGCCUGGUGAUCUUGGAAUCGAUGCAUGCAGUGUGGGUGGCAUGUGUCCCAGAGUUUUACAUCCGAUGUGAACACUCUUAUUUAAAAUACACUGAGGUGAUUUUAAGCCACGCAGCUCCACACUGCGUGUGUUGGGUGCAUCAUCUCCGGUGAUCUUGAUCUUGAUGCUACAGGUGGCUCGGGAUCGCUCCAGAGCCAGACCUUUGGAUCAGCUACUCCUGUAGAGGACAAAAAAGACAAAACAGAAAAAAAAAAGUAGCAUUUCUCUUCGUUAAUGAUCCCUACA